Molecule: messenger RNA, 4505 nt
Organism: Mytilus trossulus (common blue mussel)
Lineage: Eukaryota; Metazoa; Mollusca; Bivalvia; Mytilida; Mytilidae
Product: phosphatidylinositol 4-kinase beta-like
Exons: 15
Coding region: 248-2998 (916 amino acids)
Biological process (GO): phosphatidylinositol phosphate biosynthetic process; phosphatidylinositol-mediated signaling
Cellular component (GO): cytoplasm; membrane
Molecular function (GO): 1-phosphatidylinositol 4-kinase activity
Source: RefSeq, a predicted model, not a curated record
CAUCCAAGAUGGCGAAUGUUGACUGACAGCUGAUAAAGAAUUGACAAACAGAGAUUACACGUUGAACUUUCACUUUGACAUAAUCUAGUGUGAUACUAACGUUUGCAAAUGGAAAGAAUUUAAAUAUUUAAUUUUGAUGUAACCAUUUAGAAAAGAUUGUUUCUUCACUAUUAAUUUGUGUAUCAAAAUACAAGCAUUUAUAAUGAACACUAAACAGAAUCAUUAGACUAAGGCUAGAUGAUGUAAAAUGGCUGAACCUAUGAAUGGGACAGUAGACCCAGUUAACAGGAGUUUGUUUUCUGUUUCUGGGCAGACGGACCACAUACAAGUACACAAAGUAAUCAAAGGGGAUCAUCAUUUACAUCAUAAUGAUAAAGAAGAACAUAUUCUAAAUGGAAUACUGGAUAUUGAAGCAUGCCGAAACAAAAACAAGGUGCCACCAUGUGCCAUGGAGAGAAGCAUAUCAACAUCUGCCAUUGAGCAUACAACUAGUAAAGAUUUGUACAAAGACGAUGAUAAAAAUGAAACAAAGGCAUUAAAUAUCAAUGGAGUGCAUACAAUUAGUUGUCAACCAAGAAGUCCAUUUUAUGUCAGGGAACCAAGUAUGCCCGAUUUGAAUUGUGUGUGCGAAAAAGAUGGGUUACAAAAGAAAGCGAAAUCAAACAGUAAAUCUGAUAUGGAACUUAAAAUUGAAUCUUUAUCAGUAGUUGGCAAUACUGACCAAAACGAUAACGUAAAAACUAAUCUACCUCUAUAUGAUAUGUCUACUAAACCCCCACCUGGAAAGCGUAAUCGGUCAUCAAUACAAGGGAAACAAUCCUGGUUACUGAGAUUAUUUGAAUCUAAAUUGUUUGAUAUGUCAAUAGCAAUUUCUUAUUUAUUCAAUUCUAAGGAACCUGGUGUUCAGAGUUAUCUUGGUAACAGAAUGUUCAGUUUUAAAGAUGAGGAUGUAGAUUUUUACCUGCCACAGUUGUUAAAUAUGUAUAUAAACAUGCAUGAUGUAGCUGAAGCUGUUCAUCCAUAUAUUAUUAACAGAUGUCGACAAAGUAUAGAGUGUUCUAUUCGAUCAGCCUGGUUACUUGGUGCCUAUUCUCUGGAUGUUGUAAAACCAUCGUGGAAAAACUCACAAGGAGUUAAAUUAAAAAAUAUGAUUAUGAGGGAAGAACUAAGGCCUCCAAAGCAAUUUGGGAAAUGUUCAUCAAAUAUUCCUAGUCCUGUUAUCAACCCAAUGAUGGCUAUGUCACCUCCUAAAACGAAAACUCAUCAUAGGUCAAGGUCAGAUGCAACAGGAAUAUACAUUAAGACAUCUCAGAGUACGUCUAACAUUGGUGAUAUAGCUAUGGACUUGUCUGGAGACUUGACAUCAGGAAGGGCCUUCGACAAUGGAUGUACUUGUCAUCAAAGUUCUGUAGCUAUCGUGAAUGACCUGACAGGGAAAGAAACAUUCUGUAAUUGUGGUGCUCCAAGACUAAAACCAGAGUUUGAAUUUGUUAAUGCAUUGAUGGCCAUUGGUAAAAAAUUACAAAUACUUCCAACCAAGGAACUAAGAACCUCCAGAUUAAUAGCAGAAUUAGCCAUGUUGAAUUUAAACCUUCCAGCAAGAGUGUGGCUGCCUACUGCAGAGAAUAUGAACCAUCAUAUAGUCAGAAUACCUCAUACACAGGCUAUUGUCCUCAACUCAAAGGAAAAGGCACCAUACCUUCUGUAUGUUGAAGUCUUAGAAGUAGAACAUCUCCACACGAGUCAUGUUCCGGGAAAGAUACUUGAAAAUACCAUUCGAUUUACACGAUCUGAGGAAGAUCUGCCGUCCCUAGUUACCAGGACAACAGGGUCACCACAUCCUGAGUUCAGCGUGUUUGGUAACUUUGUGCACUGUGACCUUGAUGAUGCUGAGUGUUGGUCACAGGAAGACGAUGAAAUCAUUCAGAUGCAUUUGCCAGUGAACCAUUCCAGAUCCAGUGACACCAUAUCCCAGUUCUCCGUAGAUAGUACCACCAGUGGAGACAGUAAAGAUCCUGUUUAUAUAGGGGCCGGAGAUAUCAGACGGAGGCUGUCAGAAAAUAUCUCAGCUCCUAAGGGAAAAUUUGAGAGAGAUCCGGAAGAUCCUUCAGCAGCUGCAUUAAAAGAACCAUACGAAGACAAGGAACAAAGAAUAAAAGACAAUUCACCGUACGGUCACUACCCUAACUGGAAACUGUUCACUGUCAUCAUAAAAUGUGGAGAUGAUUUAAGACAAGAACUUCUAGUCUACCAAGUACUGUCUCAGUUAAAGCACAUAUGGGCUGAAGAGCAUUGCCCAUUGUGGAUAAGACCUUACCAGAUAGUGGUGACAGCUAAAGACAGCGGUAUGAUCGAACCCGUUCUAAACGCAGUGUCUCUUCAUCAGAUAAAGAAACAUAGCACCAAAACAAAUAAAAAUACAGGACAGUUAUUAGAAUAUUUUAUAAAUGAAUUUGGACCAAUGAACAGUGAAGAGUUCCUCACUGCCCAGAAAAAUUUUGUACAAAGUUGUGCUGGAUAUUGUUUGGUUUGUUACUUACUUCAAAUCAAAGACAGACACAAUGGUAACAUAUUGCUGGAUUCUGAAGGACACAUCAUACAUAUAGACUUUGGUUUUAUUUUAUCUACGUCUCCUGGCAAAAACCUUGGAUUUGAAAACUCACCAUUCAAAUUAACACAUGAAUUUGUAGAGGUUAUGGGAGGACAAGGAAGUGAUAUGUUUGAAUAUUUCAAAAUCUUGAUCCUUCAAGGUUUGGUAACGUCAAGGAAACAUAUGGAUAAACUAAUCUCAAUUGUAGAGAUUAUGCAAUCAGGUUCAGAACUGCCAUGUUUCAGUAAAGGUGUCAGCACGGUACAAGCUCUGAAGUUACGAUUCCACAUGAACAUGACAGAAGAGCAGCUCCAGUUAUUGGUGGAGAAUUUGGUCGAGCAGAGUCUCAAUUCCUUAACCACAAAAAUAUAUGACAGUUUUCAAUAUAUAACCAAUGGCAUUCUGUGAUUUUUUUCUGCGGAAGAAUAUCAACAUAUAUUGGAAAUUACAUUACAAUUGUUUACUUUGACUUUAAGUGUAAAGGAGAGGUGUAUUUCAAAAAUCAUAUGAUGUCUGCAUAAAAGAAUUGAUAGAUAUGUAGAAAGGUUUUAACUCUUAUGUCUUUCAAAUUUUAUGAAUAUUCAUGAGGAUUGUAUGGUCAUUAAAUGGCAUUAGUUUAAUUUAUUUUCAAAACUACACACUUUCCUAUGAUAGGGGAAUUAUUGGCUAACAAACGGCUCUGCUAUAUUUUAAUAUGGUUAUCCCAGAAGGGGCCAGUAUUCCAGUUGUAGUCAUUGGUUGCUGUUUCAGAAUCUAAUGCAUUCUGGGUAAUAUUUUCAAAAGUGUGCACUGAAACGUUUUGAUUGGUUAAAAUGUCAUAAACCAAUAAACCAAGUGAUGUUAUUUUCAUUUUGGGGUACGAACAAUGAAAUUACCCAUGAUUCUGUAGAUUCUGAAACGGCCAAUUGGUUUUCCUAUAUUAUUUUAGUUUUAAUGACCGUUUGUUUUCAGUUUAAAAUUUUUGCACAUUUUUCAUUUGGGAUUAAUAACUUUGCAGCACAGGUUUUUUUUUAUUGUUGAAGACCAUACUGUGAACUGUAGUUUUUUAGUUGUCUCAUUUGCAAUCAUUAAAAUCUCUGUAUUUGUCAUAUAAAUUUGAAAUAAUUUGGAAGGAGUCUGUGUAUGCAAGAACCAAGUUAAUAUUUGUUGAUCUAAAAACCAUUUGAAACAAUUGGCCGUUUCAGAAUCUAAUGCAUCCUGGGUAAUAUUUUCAAAAGCUUGCACCAAAGCAUUUUGAUUGGUUUAAAACGUUAUAAACAAUGGAAAUUCAACCAAUGACAUAAUGUUAUUUUCACUUUGGGGUACGAACAAUGAAAUUAUCCAAGAUACUUUAGAUUCUGAAACGGCCAAUUGACUCAUCAAUGACAUCAUAAUUAUAUUUAGCCUGAAUUUUUGGAUCCUAAAACUAUUAUUUCAGUUUUGUAUUAUUUCAUUUUCAUUAUAGACAGAAAUGAAUUUUUUGUUAAAGAAUAUACCUUUUCAUUUAUUAUUUAGUUAAAAAUAUGGUCCAACUAAGGCCUAAUUGCACCCUGUCCUUUUUAUUGUGCAUAUGCAUUUUGAUGUCUUUCAUAACUUAAUGAAUGUAUUCUGUAAAUAUAUUAUCUCCCUUUGAUUGGUAUUAAAUUUUUAUUGUGUAUUGUAAGUCAUCUAUUAUUUAUUGAACAUUUUGACUGUUAUUUACAACUAUUGCAGCUCCAUAUUUUUUUCUUUAAAUAUUAUUCUUAAUUUUCUUUGAUUUAAGGAGUUAGACCUAGUUUAAGGGAAAUAACUCUUAAAAUCAUCAGUACGUUUGUGUCAACCAUUUUCAUAAAUAUAUUCUAAGCUUCUAGGUUACACAGAUUAUUUCCAAUCUGUUUCAGGUAAAAGCUUAAAAUACAUUGAUGAUACUUGACUUUUACAAACGCAUAACUGAUUU